AUGGGUAACGUCAAAUCCACCCCCUGUGGUACCGAUACCUCAAUUUCUGCCCAUCAAUUUGCCCAGAUAAUCGAAAGAUUCGUUCAAGGCGUCAAUAUUGACGUUCAACCCAACAACGAUGCCCUGAUUGAGGAAUAUAUCUUCAAGCAACUUCUGGAAGAGGGUGUUGAUGAAAAGAAUGCAAUGAUCCAUGCGGUACGAGGAGCCUUGGUGUCCCGGCAGUUCUAUCCUUUCCAACCCCCCGAGCUUCGCCGUCUUACUGGUUUAUACACGGCAUAUUUCUUUGUUCUGGAUGAUACCAAUUCCGUGCAAGGCAGAAGCGACAUGCUGCGAUUCCGCCAAAACCUCCUCGAAAAUAGGCCUAUGCCAAAACCAUUUCAAGGGUGCGCGGCUCUUUUCAAAGAAUUGGACGAACAUUACCUGGAGUUCAUUGCGAACAGAGCCGUGAUUGGUUUGAUUAAUCACAUGGACUCCACUGCCCUGGAGGAUGGAAAGAUGGGAAAAUUCUCUCAUCUUCAGAAGUCCUCGGCUUUCCCUCAUUAUUUCAGAUGGAUGACAGGUAACCCAGAGCCCUUUGUUUACUUCGCAGCAUCCAAAGAUGUUUGCGCUGGUUAUGACAAAGCUCUGAAUUUGUUUAUCCAAGCCGCGCCAGACCUAUGCGAUUUCACUAACCACACAAACGACCUUUUCUCGUUUUACAAGGAAGCAAUUUUAUCUUCUGAGCAUGAUGGUUAUGUCUAUCAUCGAGUUCAAGCAGAAAAGAUCUCUGUGGUGGAAUGUUUGAAUCGUCUUGUCGAUGAGCUUCACGCAAGAAUUCAUCGUAUCAAAGCCACAUUGGUUAGUGAUCCGGAGGUAUCUAAGAUUGCAAUGGCUUAUGUCCGCGGCUAUCUUGGCUUCCACGUCACCGAGCCUCGCUAUAAGAUCAGCGAACUGAAUAUACCUUCCUUGAAGGCUAAGAUCAGGUGA
Messenger RNA from Penicillium malachiteum, 966 nucleotides. RefSeq names its product terpenoid synthase. The transcript has a single exon. Gene Ontology annotation, molecular function: carbon-oxygen lyase activity, acting on phosphates. Lineage: Eukaryota; Fungi; Ascomycota; Eurotiomycetes; Eurotiales; Aspergillaceae. The record is from RefSeq and is a predicted model, not a curated record. Bases 1 to 966 code for a protein of 321 amino acids.